AAAAAAUAUUCAUACUUAUCAUUUGAUGUUAACUCAAUAACCUCCUGAAACUGAGAGACCACCAUUUCUAAAACUAACACAGGCUACCCAGCCUCCUAUCGUUCUGCUAACUGGCUUUUUGUCUGUACCGUUGAUGAAGGUUGUGUUCUCAUGCGCCUUUUGAACCUUCCGAUUUUUCUCGUCUUGGGGUCGCUGUCUGGUCAGAAAAAUUCACUGAACACUGUUUUUUCUAAUAUCGGCAGAAGGAUGUCGUCAGAAGUAGAAAAAGCCAGGACUUCUGUGCGUACUCAAGGACCUACAAUUUUUUCAAAAAUUAUUAACAAAGAAAUCCCAGCUGAUAUAAUUUAUGAAGAUGAUGAUUGUCUUGCUUUUAGAGAUAUCAGUCCUCAAGCGCCAACACAUUUCCUAGUUAUUCCGAAAAAACAAAUUCCGACACUUGAUUCAGCGAGUUCAGAACACGAAAAGCUAUUAGGUCACUUAAUGCUUGUAUGCAGUCAAGUUGCUCAAAAAGAAGGAUUAGCUUCUGGUUAUCGUGUUGUUGUGAAUAACGGUCCUGAUGGUGCACAAUCUGUAUAUCACUUACAUCUUCAUGUCCUUGGAGGUCGACAAAUGCAAUGGCCACCUGGUUAGAUCGCUAUGGAAUAUAUUGUUUAUUACCAGUGGAAUUAAAUACAUUUUGACUUCCUAU
Molecule: messenger RNA, 688 nt
Organism: Schistosoma guineensis
Lineage: Eukaryota; Metazoa; Platyhelminthes; Trematoda; Strigeidida; Schistosomatidae
Source: the annotation of a GenBank genome assembly